AAAGGAGUGUGCCACCACUGUCUGGCACUAAAUCUUUAAAAAAAGAAAGAAAAAGAAAAGGAAGGAAGGAAGAAAAGAUUGAAACAUGGAUACAGAAUAAAUUCAAAUGUCAGCCUGGGCAACUUAGUAAAACUCUGUUCAAAAUAAAACAUGAAGAGGGCUAUGGAUAUAGCUCAGUGGUAGAACAUUUACCCAGCAUGUAAAAGAACUUAGGUUCUCAGUACUACAAAAAGGGGGGUUAAAAAAAAAAGAAGUCUGUUCACACUGGAGAGAUGACUCAGUAGUUAAGCUUGUACUGUUCUUUUGGGGUGUUUUUGUUUUUGAGAUAAGGUCUCUAUUACGUAGUCCUAGCUGUCCUGAAACUUACUAUGUAAAUUAGGCAGAGUUGGCCUGCUUCUGGCGCCUAAGAGCUGGGAUUAAAGGAGUAUACUACCAUGCAUAGUGGUAAAAGCAAGUGUUCUUACAGAGGACUUCAGUUCCUAGCACUCAUGUUGGUGGUUCACAACUGCCUAUAACUCUAGCUCUUCUGACCUCCUUGAGUAUUAUGCUUACCAUAUACAUAUGCCCCCCCAAAAGAAAAAUAUAAUUAAAAGUAAAAUCUUUAAAGAAUGCCUGUGUGAAUGUAUGUGUAUUUCUGUGUGCCUUCAUAGGUAUAUGUUGGGUGUCUGCACCUCCCUUCACAUGCCUCAGUGGCCCCAAGCACUUCCUAACUUGUUAUGGGACUGCACCUGUGUCACAUAUACAGGAAUACAAUUAUAAAGCAUGCUCACAUAUCUUCCUGCCUCUCCGCCUACUCUUCUCGCCCCUCCCCCCAUAGCUCUUAUAGCCACAUCCUGCAAGGAAAAACCCAGACUCCUGUGAAGGCAGAGCCCAGACAAGGAUGUAUGUGUGGGUUCAGCAGCCCACAGCACUUCUGCUCCUGGGGCUCACAUUUGGAGUUGCAGCCAGGCUCAACUGUGUUGAAGAUACCUACCCCAGUGGUCACAGGUGCUGUCAUGAGUGCCAGCCAGGCAAUGGUAUGGUGAGCCGCUGUGAUGGCACCAGGGACACUGUAUGCCACCCAUGUGAACCUGGCUUCUACAAUGAGGCAAUCAAUUAUGAAAACUGCAAGCAGUGUACACAGUGCAACCAACGAAGUGGGAGUGAACUCAAGCAGAAUUGCACACCUACUCAGGAUACUGUCUGCCAGUGCAGGCCAGGCACCCAACCUCGACAAGACAGCAGCCACAAGCCUGGAGUUGACUGUGUUCCCUGCCCUCCUGGCCACUUUUCUCCAGGCAACAACCAGGCCUGCAAGCCCUGGACCAAUUGUACCCUAUCUGGGAAGCAGACCCGGCACCCAGCCAGUACCAGCUUGGACACAGUCUGUGAGGACAGAAGCAUCCCAGCCACACCACUCUGGGAGACCCAGAGCCCUACAUCAAGGCCAACCACUGUCCAGCCCACCACAGUCUGGCCCAGGACUUCUCAGUUGCCCUCUACACCCACCUUGGUGGCUCCUCGGGGCCCUGCAUUUGCUGGUUUCUUGGGCCUAGGCCUGGGCCUGCUGGCUCCCUUGACUGUUCUGCUGGCCUUGUACCUACUCCGAAAGGCUUGGAGGUUGCCUGAUACUCCCAAACCCUACUGGGAAAACAGCUUCAGGAUCCCUAUCCAGGAGGAACAGACUGACACACACUUUACUCUGGCCAAGAUCUGAACAGUACCUCAGGAGUGGGUUUUAUGGAGCAUGGGCAACCCAUAUCCUGGUGCCUGCCAGUACCCUCCACACCGUUCUAGGUGCUGGGCUGGCUCUGGGCUCUCCUAUGUAUGCUAUGCAUACUACCUGCCUGGUGGUACCACCAAUAAACAUGCUAGCAACUGUGA
Molecule: messenger RNA, 1863 nt
Organism: Peromyscus leucopus (white-footed mouse)
Lineage: Eukaryota; Metazoa; Chordata; Mammalia; Rodentia; Cricetidae
Gene: Tnfrsf4
Product: TNF receptor superfamily member 4
Exons: 7
Coding region: 881-1696 (271 amino acids)
Biological process (GO): inflammatory response
Molecular function (GO): protein binding; tumor necrosis factor receptor activity
Source: RefSeq, a predicted model, not a curated record